Molecule: messenger RNA, 1025 nt
Organism: Momordica charantia (bitter melon)
Lineage: Eukaryota; Viridiplantae; Streptophyta; Magnoliopsida; Cucurbitales; Cucurbitaceae
Source: RefSeq, a predicted model, not a curated record
UAGAAAAACUUUAAACUUUCAAAGCCAACAAAAGAAACUUGAAGUUUUUGAAGUUUUUGGUGAGGAUGGAAUUCGAUAAGAGAGCUGUGGCGGCGGUGGUGGUGAUUCAGGCCAUUUACGCCGCCAUGUUUCUGCUCUCAAAGGCCGCCUUUGACGGCGGAAUGAACAACUUUGUCUUCGUCUUCUACCGCCAGGCCUUCGCCACCCUCUUCCUCUCUCCCGUAGCUUUUUUCUUCGAAUGGAAAACAGCGCCUCCCCUCUCGUUCCUCACCUUCUGCAAGAUUUUUAUGCUCUCUCUCUUCGGGAUAGCCAUUUGCUUAAAUCUUUAUGGGGUUGCUCUUGUGUACACGUCAGCAACUUUGGCUGCAGCCACUACAAAUUGCCUUCCUGUCAUCACCUUCUUCAUCGCUCUCCUCCUCGGGAUGGAGGUGUUGAGGUUAAAGUCAAUAGCAGGAAUUGCAAAGCUUGCAGGAAUAUUAUUGUGCAUGGGAGGUGUGGGGAUGUUGGCAUUCUACCAAGGCCCUCAAUGGAACUUCUUUAACCAUCACCAUCUCUUCUUGACUCGUAACGAUAACCACCGUUCGGUUACCGCUCCAUCAACCAAGUCCUGGUUGAAGGGUUGCUUCUUGAUGCUCGCUUCCAAUACCUUAUGGGGCAUCUGGAUCGUCUUUCAGGCAUUCGUAUUGAAAAGCUACCCUUCGAAGCUUAUGUUGACAAAUCUUCAGUGUCUUCUGAGCUCAUUUCAAUCAUUUGCUAUUGCGAUUGCUUUCGAGAGAGACCCUCAGGAAUGGAAACUUGGCUGGAAUGUUAGGCUUCUCGCAGUGGCAUAUUGUGGUAUUGUGGUGACUGCUGUUACGUAUUGCCUUCAAGCAUGGGUUAUUGAGAAGAAAGGACCAGUUUUUCUAGCCAUGUCCACACCCUUUGCUCUUAUCAUUACAAUCAUUCUUUCUGCGAUCCUUCUUGGCGAGAGUGUCACUCUCGGAAGGUAACUUCACAACUAUUUAACGGUAUCUUUUAAGAGAUUU